Striga hermonthica is the source of this 1386-nucleotide messenger RNA. NCBI's taxonomy places the organism in Eukaryota, Viridiplantae, Streptophyta, Magnoliopsida, Lamiales, Orobanchaceae. The record is from the annotation of a GenBank genome assembly.
AUGGAAGGAGUUCUACAUGGUGGUGGUGGUGGUGGUGAAGGCACAAGCUUUAGGGACUGUUUGGCACUGGCAACCAAAAACCCUUAUAUUCUCCGGCUCGCCUUCUCGGCCGGCAUUGGCCGCCUUCUCUUCGGCUACGACACCGUGAGCACGGCGCUAGCCGGCGCCAUCAUCGGCGCGGCUGUCGGCGGCUGGUUCAACGAUAGAUACGGGAGGCGCACGGCCAUCCUGGUUGCCGAUUUCCUCUUCUUCGCCGGCUCCGUCCUGAUGGCCGCCGCCCCGGGUCCCGCCGUCCUGAUUGUCGGCAGGGUUUUUGUGGGCGGCGGCGUGGGGAUGGCCUCCAUGACCUCGCCGCUGUACAUCUCCGAAGCUUCUCCGGCGAAGGUCAGGGGCGCGCUGAACAGGGCAGAGAAGCCGAAGCCGAAGCAAUCCUCCGAAAAAUCUACCCUCCCGAAGAAGUCGAACCCGAGAUGGAAGCCCUUCGCGACUCCGUCGAAAAAGACUCGUCCGAAAAAAAAAACCACCUUAAUGCAGCUCGUUCGCACAAAAAACACGGUCCGGCGCGCGCUUUUUGCCGGCGUUGGCCUUCAGAUUUUCCAACAAUUUGUCGGCAUAAACACCGUAAUGUACUACAGCCCGACCAUCGUCCAGCUGGCGGGCUUCGCGUCCAAUCAGACGGCCCUUUUGCUGUCGUUAGUCACGGCUGGGCUUAACGCGUUCGGUUCGAUUGUAAGCGUGUACUUCAUAGACCGGACUGGAAGGAAGAAGUUGUUGAUCGUGAGCUUGUGUGGGGUUGUGGUCUCGCUCGGGGUUUUGUCGGGCAUUUUUCACGAGACCACGGUUCGGGCACCAGCUGUGAGUGCAGUCGAGACGAUGUCGAAUUCUUUUGGUUCGUACGCGUGUCCCGAUUAUCGGUUGGCGGGUCGUCACUCGUCCGAUUGGGACUGCACGACGUGCCUCAAGGCUUCUUCGGGUUGCGGGUUUUGUUCGUCGUCCACGAGCAAGUUGUUUCCGGGAGCAUGUUUGAUGUCAAACGACACGGUCAAGGGUUUGUGCCACGGCGAACAUCGAGAGUGGUACACUAGGGGUUGCCCUAGUAGCUUCGGGUGGGUAGCCCUAAUCGGUUUGGCAUUGUACAUCAUCUUCUUCUCGCCCGGGAUGGGCACUGUCCCGUGGGUCGUCAACUCCGAGAUAUAUCCGCUCCGUUUCCGUGGGGUCGGGGGAGGGAUAGCAGCAACGGCAUCGUUGUUUUUCGUGCUCGUCUGUGUGCCCGAAACGAAAGGGCUCCCGAUCGAGGAAGUCGAAAAGAUGCUCGAGACAAGGAGUUUGCAUUUCAAGUUUUGGAAGAAAAGGGGUGCCUCGAUGAAGGGAGGCGAUGAAGUGUGA